Messenger RNA from Triticum aestivum (bread wheat), 2589 nucleotides. RefSeq names its product golgin subfamily A member 6-like protein 22. The record is from RefSeq and is a predicted model, not a curated record. Lineage: Eukaryota; Viridiplantae; Streptophyta; Magnoliopsida; Poales; Poaceae.
UGCCCGCGGAUCAACAUCACCACCGCAUCUGCUUCUCUGCCUCCCUCUUUACCCGACGCCAAUCUCCUCCUCGAAUCCUCCAUCCCUCUCCCCGCCGAUCAGCCCGCUCGCCGGGCCUCCUCCGCCGCAACCUCGCCGCAGGCAACCCCCCACGGCUUCCCUCCGGCCACCCACCAUCACACCCCCGCGUCUCCAUCCAGUACGCGCCCGGGCAACGGCUCUUCCCAGCGGCGCAACCGGCACCGGCACCGCCGAUCUCGGGUUUCGUCAACAUUGAUAACUGAUAAGUAUAAUGUAGAGAAGUAUUGGAGGAGUCAUGCCAUCUAGCGACAAGCAAUUAGCAUUCUCGGUGAAAACAGCAGCAUCGCGUGAGCUGCUAAACAAAGGUACAAACAUCAUAAAUAUGUCUCAAGGCACUUCUCUGCCGCCAAAGGAUAAAGGUGCUGCUGAAGAACCUUUAAAGGCUGUGGGCACAAAACGGCUGCAUACUGAUGCUCCUUCAAGCCCUGUUUAUCAUAAUGUUUAUGUGCGGCGAAAGGUGGAAACUGAACAUAAUAAAGUGAACUCGUCUCUGGAGAUGAAGGUUAUUGGCAAGGACAAAACAAAGCAGCAGGAGGAACAGCGAAAUGUGGAAACUGAACAUAGCAAAGUGAGUUGCUCUCAAGAGUUGAAGGGUAGUCGAAGUGAGAUAACAAAAGAGCAGGGGAUACAGAGAAUGGAAACGGAACAUAGUAAAGUGAACCCUUCUCAGGAGUUGAAGGGUAGUGGAAGCGAGAAAACAAAGGAGCAGGAGGAACGGAAAGUGAAAACUGAACAUAGUAAAGUGAACCCUUCUCAAGAGAUGAAGGGUAGUGGAAGUGAGAAAACAAAAGGGCAGGAAAUACAGAAAAUGGAAACUGAACAUAGUAGAGUGAACCCUUCGCAAGAGUUGAAGGGUAGUGGAAGCAAGAAAACAGAGGAGCAGGAGGAACAGAAAGUGAAAACUGAACAUAGUAAAGUGAGCUCUUCUAAAGAGUUGAAGGGUAAUGUAGGAGAAAAAAUAGAAGAGCAAGAGGAUCAGCAACUGGUGCAAUGUGAUCAAGUCAGUAAGCCAGAAGUGGCACCUCCUAUUGCUGAAUCUGGAAUAAAAGAGCAGGAUGAACAGCAAACGGUGCAAGUGAAUAAGCCAGAAGUGGCACCUCCUAUUGCUGAAUCUGGAAUAAAAGAGCAGGAUGAACAGCAAACGGUGCAAGUGAAUAAGUCAGAAGUGGCACCUCUUAUUUCUGAAUCUGGAAUAAAAGAGCAGGAUGAACAGAAGACGGUGUGGCACCUCCUAUUUCUGAAUCUGGAAUUAAAGAGCAGGAUGAACAGGAAACGGUGCAACAUGAUCAGGUGAAUAAGCCAGAAUUGGCACCUCCUAUUGCUGAAUCUGGGACAAAAGGGCUGGAUGAGCAGCAAACGGUGCAACAUGAUCAGGUCAAGAAGUCAGAAAUGGCACAUAUUCCUGAACCUGGAAUAAAAGGUCAGGAUGAACAGCAAAUGGUGCAACAUGAUCAGGUCGAUAAGCCAGAAAUGGCACCUCCUAUUGCUGAAACCGGAAUAAAAGAGCAGGAGGAACAGCAAACUGUACAACAUGGUCAGAUCAAUAAGCCAGAAGUGGCACCUCCUAUCUCUGAACCUUGCAUAGAAGAGCAGGAGAAACGGCAAAUGGUACAACCAGAUCAAGUCAAUAAGCCAGAAGUGGCACCUCCUGUUGCUGAACCUAGGAUAACAGAGCAGGAGGAACUGCAAAUGGUACAACAUGAUCAGGUCAAUAAGCCAGAAGUGGCACCUCCUGUUGCUGAACCUAUGAUAACAGAACAGGAGGAACCGCAAAUGGUACAACAUGAUCAGGUCAAUAAGCCAGAAGUGGCACCUACUAUUGCUGAAUCUGCAGGUCUAGUCUCAUCUGAAAUGACUGAAUCUGGAGGGCUAGAGCCAUCUAAAUCUCCCGAAGAAACACAUGCAGAAACUGUACCAAAGAUAAAUGAGCUGCCGAUUGCUUCUGCUAACGAGCCACCUAUCGCUCCUAGUACCACCGUUCAAGGUGAUAUCCGUAGAUCAGGCAACCAAAAUCCUUACUGGAGUGAGAGAUAUGAUCGAUUACAGACAUAUUUGGAGAACUGUGAUCGGUCACCCCAGGAGGGUUAUAUGCGAAUGCUUAGGUCACUCUCAGCAGCCGGUCGAAGCAUGCAUGCGAUUGAGCUGGAGAAAAGGGCAAUACACCUCCUAGUGGAGGAAGGUAAAGAGCUGCAACGGAUGAAGGCUUUGAAUGUUUUGGGGAAAGUUUCUCCAAACGGUCCUUCGAAGCAGGAUCCCUUGCAGCGGUCGUGCCAGAAGUGAGAUGGUUGAAGAUAUCUCUGUAGAGCCAAAAAUAUAUGCAUCAUGUAUACAUUGCAGAAAGGACAUGUUCUGCUUAGAACUUUUCUUUUCGUUUUUUUUUUCCUUUUCCUUUCGUUUUUACCUAUACUCGGUGCUGUGCCGUGGGUAUGUUGUUAUAUGGUGUAAUUAAAAGAGCAACUUGUUUGGAUAAACCUGUCAGGCUUAAUGGCCAAGCCUAGUAACUGUUUA